CGCCGACCUGGCGCGCGGAAACGCGCGGGCGCACCCCCCUCGGCGGGCGCGCGCGGGCCGCGAGAUGCGCUCCGCGCUGCGCCAGCCGCAGGGCGCGGGGGGCCCGCCCACGCCCUCGCCGCGGCGCGCGGUGGAGUUCGUGCGCUGCCAGACCCCCGCCGCCCGCCUGGCGCUCGGCGAGGACGAGGACGACGGGGCCACCGACGCGCCGCCUGACGCGCCGCCCAGCCCCGCCGACGGGGAGGGCGAGGCCCCGGACGUGCCGCUGGCGGCCGCCGGGCACACGGGGCCGCUGCCGGCUCCGCUGCGGCCCUGCCUGGCGCCGGAGCGGCAAACCCGCCCGGCCUUUCCGCGCAGCGGCGCGUGCUGCGCCGGCCUGGUGGCCGCGAGGCCCCUCCGCCGGCCGCGGGGGUCGCCUUCCAGAGGCCGGGGCCAGAGGUCCGGCUGCUGGGGCAGGUGCUUCCUGGGGCUGCAGCGGAGAACGCCUGGCUUGCGCUGGGGGGAAACCGUGCACGAGUUCCGCUUCGAGCGCUCGGUCGACCCGCUGCUACGCCGGCUUGGCCGGAAGAUACCGCGACCGUACAGUUGGCGGGCCACGACGACCACAGAUGGCACCAAGAUGGCGGAUUACUGCCACGGCACGUCCGAGACCGCCUGGGAGACGCCCGUCGCUGUGGAGAUGUGUGCGCAGCGCUUCGGGCUGGCCGUGGGGGACCACGUGGAGGUGUUCAGCUCCUCCGCGCAGCAGUGGUGCCCCGGCUACGUCGAGGCCUUCAGGUUCCGUGAGAGCAUCGUGAGCGUCGCCUUCCGGAUGCCCCAGUCGAGGAGCGAGGAGUGGGCCAAGAAGGACCUCUCCGUGGACGACCCCAGCUGGCGCAGGGCCUCCCAGGACGAGCUCCCCGCAGCGGCGGCGAGCCCGCCCGCGCCGGCACCCGCGCCGCCCCCGAGCGCGGCAGGUGCCUGGGGCGCCCCCAACGAGCUGCAGCUCCCAGCGCCGGCGCCGUCGUCGUCCUCGACCGCGUCUGCUGCGAGGGGCGUUCUCCAGGACACGUCGCUCCCCGAGAACUGGACGGGCGAGGAGCGCGCGGCGUACGCGCGGCUCUACGAGGAGGCCCUGGGCCGCGGGCGCCCGAGGGCGCCCGACGGCCAGCCGCCCCGCGGCGUCUGCGGCGCCGCGCGGCUGCUGGCAUUCCUCGGUACCAGUGGGCUGCCCGACCGCGUGCUGCAGGAGGUGCUGCAGGUGGGGAACCCAGAGCUGAAGGACCCGCUGGGGCGCGAGGAGUUCUUUGCCUGUUGCAGGCUCGUCGGGCACUGCCAGGCGCGGGCGGCUGCCGCAGGAGCGGGCGCCGCGGCCAGCGGCUCCUCCGGCGCGGAGGCCGCGAGCGUGCUGCGCAGCGGCGGCCUGCGCCUGCGGACGCUCCUGCGGGUGCACUGGCUCGCCGCUCCUGCGCCCUCCCCGCCGAGCUUCGGCGCCCCCGCCGGCGCCGCGGGCGGGUGAGGCCUGCAAGGGCCCCGCGGGCGCUCGACCCGGCCGCUCGUCGGAGCGCCGCCUCGCCGGGGCGACCUUUCUGCCGUCGGAGGGCGCCAACUCCUCCUCCUCCUCCUCCUCCUC
Prorocentrum cordatum is the source of this 1612-nucleotide messenger RNA. The record is from the annotation of a GenBank genome assembly. Lineage: Eukaryota; Dinophyceae; Prorocentrales; Prorocentraceae.